Mizuhopecten yessoensis (Yesso scallop) is the source of this 2558-nucleotide messenger RNA. RefSeq names its product nitrilase homolog 1-like. The record is from RefSeq and is a predicted model, not a curated record. NCBI's taxonomy places the organism in Eukaryota, Metazoa, Mollusca, Bivalvia, Pectinida, Pectinidae. The coding region runs from base 502 to 1602 and encodes 366 amino acids. Gene Ontology annotation, molecular function: hydrolase activity, acting on carbon-nitrogen (but not peptide) bonds, in linear amides. The transcript has 9 exons.
GCAAUGUGUUGAACCAUAUUUUGACAUUUUAGUGUCCAUGCAUAAACAGCUUUAUUGGACUUUGUUAAUUUCUUAACAAUUACUUCACAUAGAUAUUUCUACACAAUUAACGGUCCUUAAAAUAUGCUGGUGGUAAGUGAGGUGGCAAAUAAAAUGACAGGCACUAUAUCAACAUUUUACUAUGCAUGUGUUUCUAUUGGUAGUUGAUAUAUUAUAAUAACAUACAUAGGCGAGCUAUACAUAGGCGACAGCUCUUAGUUUCAUUGUCUUUGACAUCAACCAAUUUUUAUCUUCCAUGAUUAAUGGUCGAGUGGUCAACAAUCCGGCCUUUUCACGCAGCCGGCCGAGGUUCGAUCCCCGAAGUCGGCGUACGCAUGGAUAUUCAGAGAAAGUGUUUUUCUCCUGCCCGCGCAACUCAAACAACCCAGAUGGAGUAUAAAUUGGUUUGGGGUGGGUGUUGCGGUAUCUGUGCUGUAGCAUUCAAGUGAGGUGGCACUACAAAUGAUUCCGUUGGAAGCACGUCCCACUACAAACAGAACACAUUACAUCUCCAGCACACACGGACAAGAUAGUGAUAGUAACCGAGUCUUAAACACUCAUAUUCUCAUUGAUGACCAAGGGGACAUUAAGGACACCUAUAGCAAAGUUCACCUAUUUGACCUUGACCUAGGUGACCUACGGCUGUGUGAGAGCGACUACACCAUUCCUGGAGACAGAAUUACCUCCCCUGUUUCUACUCCUGUUGGAAAUAUUGGACUUGGAAUUUGUUACGAUCUGAGGUUUCCAGAGAUGUCUAUAGCCCUCGUCAAACAGGGAGCUGAAAUACUGACCUAUCCUUCAGCCUUCACAGUAACAACUGGGCGUGCUCACUGGGAGAUUUUGCUGCGGAGUCGAGCUGUAGAGAAUCAGUGUUAUGUCGUGGCUGCUGCACAAACAGGCAAACAUAAUGAAAAGCGUGCAUCCUAUGGCCAUUCCAUGGUUAUCGAUCCGUGGGGGACUGUACUGGCGCAGUGUGGUGAAGAUCCGGGACUUUGUGUGGCCGAGGUCGACCUUUCAUUUCUAAGUAAAGUUCGAAAAGACAUGCCUGUGUGGAACCAUCGCCGACACGAUCUUUAUGGCCACAUACACAUCAACAAUAAACCUGAACCUGUAGAUUGUAUUAAGGCAUUCGACUUCGGCGGUCAUCCCAUUCCUAGUUCCUGUGUCUUCCAUCGCACUCCCACGUGUUUCUGCUUUGUCAACAUCAAACCAGUGGUGCUGGGUCAUGUACUAGUUUCUACAAUGAGACGCGUGGAGAGAUUAGGAGAACUGACACAGACGGAGUUAUCGGACUUGUUCUCAGUUGUACAAAGGGUGGCAGGUGUGGUUGAACAGCAUUAUGGGGCGUCCUCUCUGACGGUCAGCGUGCAGGACGGACCACAGGCAGGACAGACGGUCAAACAUGUCCAUGUGCAUGUCAUGCCUCGGAAAGCUGGUGACUUCGAGCAAAAUGAUGAAAUUUAUACAAAGCUACAGCAUCACGACAAAGACAUGACGACGGGCAGACGCAGCGAGGAUGACAUGGCAGAGGAAGCUGGACAGCUAAAAGCAUAUUUUACGUAAUUUGUAACAUUUUGGACAAACACACUAGCGAUGAAUAAUUUGCAGCACAAUUUGAAACACUUGCAUACAGACAACCCACCUUACCUAGCCGAAAUUCGCCAAUUGACUUGGAUGGACAUACACCACACAGUGUUAGUGCACACAAUCUGUUCGUGCUUCAAGAGGGUACAUGCACAUAUAACAGGCAACGCCUUUAGAGGUAUGUAGUCCACGUGAUGUGCUCGGAUGCUGUAGAAAAGAAGAUUUAUUUGAAAAAUAAUCAAAUUUGUUCACUCCGCCACAACCCUAACUUAUGUUGUUAUUCUCACCUGGAGGUUUGAACGGUCAGCCAUACGAUAGUUUUUGUGGAGUUGAGGGGCUGGCGUUUUCUGUGAGUGUUCCGGGAGGUUUUUAUUUACUUUUAUUAGAUAUUAUUUAUAAUUAUAUCAAUGUUGAUCAGUGAUUGCGGAAGUUUAACUACAUAUCAGCACUAGGAUUCAACUACACAACAAUUAAGAUUCUAUCUCAAUUGACUCUGCCAUGUUUUGAUUAUUUUGUCCUCUUACAUUAUUAUGAAUGUACCACUACUGGCGUUUAAGCGAGAUAAGUAAACUCUUGCCACUCAUUAGUAUACCGACACAUUUCCCGAUAGCUGGCAGUGUAUCAAAGUAACCGAACCCAAGAUUGUUGGGAUGAAGACAAGUCAAAAGGUUACAUGUGUUAGGUUUCGAAUGUGAUGCCUACCCUACUUAACCAACCAUAUCGUGUCUGCCAUAACAUACCUGGCGGCCUACCCGGCUCAGAAAUCUACAGAUGUCUGUCAUAAAUUGAGUAUUGAUAGGUAGAUUUGCCAAUACAUCUGAAUCGUCUAUGUAUCAACUUCGUUUGAUAUUGAAAUAUUAAUAGCAAACUCUAUUAUCACUGUGAAUAAAAUGUUUAUGCAAUGUAGCUUUGUGCCAAUGUUGUGUUUUAAGUCG